AUGACAACACCGAACAAAACCCCACCAGGCGCUGACCCUAAUCAGUUAAAAAGAACUGGUACUGUUCGAGAAAUUGGCUCCCAAGCAGUUUGGUCUUUGUCUUCUUGUAAACCAGGGUUUGGAGUCGACCAGUUACGAGAUGACAAUUUGGAAACUUACUGGCAAUCCGAUGGAUCUCAACCUCAUUUAGUGAAUAUACAGUUUCGAAGAAAGACUACUGUGAAAGCUUUAUGCAUUUACGCUGAUUACAAGUCAGACGAAAGCUACACACCAAGUAAAAUCUCGGUCAGAGUGGGAAACAACUUCCACAACCUUCAAGAGAUUCGGGUAGGUUGA
Staurois parvus is the source of this 336-nucleotide messenger RNA. The record is from the annotation of a GenBank genome assembly. Lineage: Eukaryota; Metazoa; Chordata; Amphibia; Anura; Ranidae.